Messenger RNA from Paramecium sonneborni, 1878 nucleotides. NCBI's taxonomy places the organism in Eukaryota, Ciliophora, Oligohymenophorea, Peniculida, Parameciidae. The record is from the annotation of a GenBank genome assembly.
AUGAAUUAGAAAAAAAUGCCAUAAGUUAAAGUUACACUCAAGAAAGUUACAAAUGGAUUUAUUGUUCAUGAUGCUGAUACUACUGUUCGAAUACCAAAAAGUAUCGUUUAAUAAACUCCUCCACAAUCAAAUACUUAGAUCAAAAAUAAGACUUAAAUUAUACCAUUAUCUUCCUAACCAUAAAUACCAUAAUAAUAAAUUCAAAUCAAUCCAACUAUUCUUUCUCCUUAACAAUCAUUCUUAUAUCCAUAAUUAAAUCCAGGAAUCCAAUCAACUAUUUAAGUAUAAUAACCUAAAUAAUCCAUUAUUUAUGCCUCUCCAUAAUCAACCUAUAAACCCAUCAUUUAAUAAACAUUAAUUAAUCAAUCACUUAUUCCUUAAAAUUUUGAAAUUCUCCCUCCUGAUCCUUUUGUUACUAAAAAAAGAUCAUUUGAUAUUAUAGUACCUUCUUGUACAUCUUGGUUUAGAAUUGAUAAAAUUCAUUCUAUUGAAAAACAAAAUUUCUAAGAAUAUUUCAAUCAAGAAAACAAAUAUAAAACACCUUUACUUUAUAAAAAACAUAGAAACUUUAUUAUUAAUUUAUAUUAUAAUACUCCUAAUAUUUACUUAACAACUACUGCUUGUAGAAGACAAUUAGCAGCUGAUGCAUGUACAAUUGUUAGAAUUCAUGGAUUUUUAAAUCAUUGGGGAAUUAUUAACUCCCAAGUCGAUUCAGAUCAAUAUUCAAAUAAAAUCUUACCUUAACCUGCUAUUCCUGAUAAUUUAUUUCAUGAAUUAUUUUAAUCUAAAAAUAAUUCACAACAAUUUUAAUUAAGUGAAUAAUAAAUUAUUGAUUCUGUUAGAGCUUUAUCACUUAAAUUAAGGUUACAAGAUAAAAUAAUAUUAGGCCUAUUUGCGACUCAUGCUAAAUGAAAUGUAAUUUAGUUUGGUACCAAUAAAAACCUAUAAAGGAUGUUAAAGAAAUUAUUCUAUGUAUUAAAUGUUAUGGAAAUAAUCAUUUUCCAAACAUUCUUUGUGCAGAGGAUUUUUUUAGAACUGAUAUUGAAGAAAAAUUGAAAAAUAUUAAUAUAUAAAUUGAUUAAACAGAACAAUUAGAUUCAUAACUAAGUGAUAAGGAAUUAUGUGAUAUGUUAACUUACAUCUAAGAAAAUUCAGAAAUAAGUUGGGAUAAAAUUACAGAAUUUCUUAAUGAGAAUAGAAAAACAAAAUUAGAUGUUGUUUAAGUUCUGAUUAAUUUUUUAAUGCAUCCUUUAAAAAAGUAAUCUUCAAUGAUUCGUUCCUUAGAAGGGUAGGAAUAAUUGUAAAAAUGGACUAUUUAUGAUUUGGCUAGUAAGAUAGCUAGUGAAGAAGUAUUAUUUUUGAAUGUAAAUAUUAGCCUUAAAUAUUUUCGGAUUCUUCAAAUCUUUAUGCUUAUCAUAUAUCUAUAUUUCAUAAACACUUUAAUUAAGUAGAGGAAUCUAAAUAACCUAAUGGUGAAAUAUUAUGCAACGGUAGUCCACAUAAAGAAUUAUUUCAAUAAUAAACAAAUUUAUAAAAUUCAUUAGUAAUUUUUUAUGUAAUAAAAGAAUGACCUAGAUAAAAAUUUAAUUGCACAUUUCAAAGAAGAUUCAAUCAAAAAGGCAGAAUCUGAAAUUGUAAAAGAAGAAUCUAAACUAAAUUAAUGUAUUAAUGCUAUCAUUAAUAUUUAAAUGGAAAAAAUUUAGUAAAAAAUAGCUUUUUUAGAAGAAUACGAAAAGAUUGUCUUAAAUGAAAAAAAUACCUUAGAAUUAUAAUAAGUAUAUGAUAAUUUUAUUAGAUUAAUAGAAAUAGACCCUAGCUGAGAGAUUAAUUGUUGUCUAAUAAAAGCUUUAAAUGUAUAAUGAAGAAAAUAAUUAAUGA